AUGGCUGCAACCAACGAAUCAACACAUCAGAAAACACCGGAUGUAGAUCCAUUGAGUCUUUGGACUACCAAUUCUCAACUUGCUUCAAGUCAUGAUCCAUUUGAGCCAGCGCGGACGGCCUUUGAGGAGGGCGUCAAGAUAUUCGGGGAAAAGUUGACUAAAGAUGUCAAGAAGAAACAUUUAGCGCAACAAAUAUUGGAAUCAUGCACCCUUCAAGAUGUCGUCCAAGCUGUGGACGAUGCCAAACGUCGAUCCGAAGAAAAGCAUGGGCCUUCUAGAGUCUACAAAUCUCUGGUCUCCUUUUCUCAAAAGCUCUUGCACUAUGGCAAAGUUGUGGACGUCCUCGUGUCCCAUCACCCCGAGUAUGUUGCACUGGUCUGGGGAGCGAUGAAGUUUGUGUUUGGCGCUGUUAUGGAGCAUGAAAGAACAGCCGUGACUGUGGUCACUGGCUUGAGCGAGAUAGCCGGCUCUCUGGCCUCGGUGGAACUCGCCAUCAUGUUAUACCCCCACGAAAUCAUGCGACGCGCAGUAUCCAUGCUGUAUGCUCAUAUCAUUCAGUUUCUGAUUCGUGCCUGGGCCUACUAUGAAGAAUCCACCCCUCGUCGUGCCUUGCAUUCGAUUACACGGCCAUCGGCUCUCCGUUACAAUGAUCUCAUACUGGCAAUUCGAUCAGACACGGAAAAUGUGAGGAGAAAUGCAGCAGCAAGCAGCCAUGCAGAGUUUCGGGUACUCCAUAGAAAGGUUGACGAUGCCAACGUGCAACUCAUAAGCUAUUUAGAAGACAGUCGAAUCAAUCAACAAAGCACCCAAGAUCAAUUGCAAGUAAUAAGAACGACUAUACACGAACUUCGCCAGGUCAUGGAAUUUGAAAAGGCAGUUAGAGCGGGCGAUCGAAUCCACAUUCAGUCUGCCCUUUCUGAUAUCCAGCUGCAACAAGCUCUCGGUAUGGUAUCGUCCAACUGUGCCAUCGACCACAAAAUCACUCUGCAUGCAGCACUUCACCUACAAAAGGCCCGCCAAUGCCGCAGAAGCUUUAGACAACCAUUCUGGGCCACUGCAAAGCUGCACGAAUGGAAUCUCUCCCAGAAAUCAUCCAUUAUCUUGCUAAGAUCAACGCUCCGAGAAAGAAACCUAGUCAGAGGUUUCUGUACUGACGUGGUGGAAUAUCUCGUCAGGACGCAUACUACGGUUCUCUGGAUCUUUUCGAGUCGAGAUCAACAGUACCCGCUCCUCGAGUCGCUCAAAAGCCUCGUAUUCCAAGCACUGAGUCUGAGUUCCGCCGGGCAGUUUGCUUUCAAGACAUCAUUUCACAUGAACCGAUUUCGGGAUGCCAACUUUGAAGAGGAUUACCUGAACAUUCUUGCCGACUUACUACAGUCUUCCAAGCUCGUCUACAUCAUCGCCGCUAUCGAUGCGAUGCCGAGCGGCGAUGCUGUACAAUACCGUGCAUGCCUGCGCCAGUUGUCUCGUAUCUUGAUUGAUCGUGGCUCGAAGACGGUCUUGAAGGUAAUUACUACGUCUUAUGGGCCUCAAGGGCAGCAGGCGAACCUAGAGAACCUGGUCUUGACCGUGGGGAGAGCGGACAGACGCCCAAUGCGCAAUCAGGACAAUUCUCGUUCCAGAAGGCGUGGGAACCAGUCUGUUGCCAGGUUCGUGGAGACAAUGGCUCGCCCUGACAACCCUUGA
Pestalotiopsis fici W106-1 is the source of this 1686-nucleotide messenger RNA. RefSeq lists its product as uncharacterized. Lineage: Eukaryota; Fungi; Ascomycota; Sordariomycetes; Amphisphaeriales; Sporocadaceae. Bases 1 to 1686 code for a protein of 561 amino acids. The record is from RefSeq and is a predicted model, not a curated record. The transcript is spliced from 3 exons.